AUCGGCUCCUCCUCUGGGCUCGCGAAACCCUAUUUCCGUCACUGUCAACCAUUUUUAUGUUUUCCGAAUUUUCCUAACAUUUUUCUCUGCAGAAUCCAAACCCUAACCCCAGUUCCUUUCAGAAAGCAUAGCUCGUGUUCAUCGUCAGAUUUAACUAGUAGAAUAAGCAGCAAAUGGGAGAAAACAAGGAGAACGACGCUUACGAGGAGGAGCUUCUCGACUACGAGGAAGAAGACGAAAAAGCCCCAGAUUCCGUAGCCGCUAAAGUCAACGGCGAGUCCGCCAAGAAAGGAUAUAUUGGAAUUCACAGCUCCGGUUUCAGAGAUUUUCUACUAAAGCCAGAGCUACUGCGAGCCAUUGUGGAUUCAGGGUUUGAGCAUCCAUCUGAAGUGCAACAUGAAUGCAUUCCCCAAGCUAUUUUGGGUAUGGAUGUAAUUUGCCAAGCCAAAUCUGGAAUGGGGAAAACUGCAGUAUUCGUUCUAUCAACUUUGCAACAGAUUGAACCCAUUGCCGGUCAAGUUGCUGCCCUAGUUCUAUGUCAUACCAGAGAAUUAGCUUAUCAGAUCUGUCAUGAAUUUGAGAGGUUCAGCACAUAUUUGCCUGAUAUCAAGGUUGCUGUUUUUUAUGGUGGUGUUAACAUAACAAUUCACAAGGAUCUUCUAAAGAAUGAAUGCCCUCACAUUGUUGUCGGAACUCCUGGAAGAAUUCUUGCCUUAGCAAGGGAAAAGCAUCUUUCCUUGAUGAAUGUGAGGCAUUUUAUACUUGAUGAAUGUGAUAAGAUGCUUGAUUCACUUGACAUGAGAAGAGAUGUUCAGGAGAUUUUCAAGAUGACUCCUCAUGACAAACAGGUGAUGAUGUUCUCAGCAACUCUCAGCAAGGAGAUUCGUCCAGUUUGCAAGAAGUUUAUGCAAGAUCCAAUGGAGAUUUAUGUUGACGAUGAGGCCAAAUUGACUCUUCAUGGACUUGUACAGCACUACAUCAAAUUGACAGAAAUGGAGAAAAACCGGAAGCUGAACGACUUGCUUGAUGCUUUGGAUUUCAAUCAAGUAGUUAUCUUUGUCAAGAGUGUGAGUAGAGCGGCCGAGCUGAACAAGUUACUUGUUGAGUGUAACUUUCCGUCUAUCUGCAUCCACUCUGGGAUGUCCCAGGAGGAGAGAUUGACACGUUACAAGGGUUUCAAGGAGGGGCAUAAGAGGAUUCUUGUGGCAACUGAUUUGGUUGGCAGGGGCAUUGAUAUUGAACGGGUUAACAUUGUCAUUAACUAUGACAUGCCUGAUUCUGCUGAUACGUACCUUCAUAGAGUUGGUAGAGCUGGAAGGUUUGGCACCAAAGGUCUUGCCAUUACAUUUGUUUCAUCUUCAUCUGAUUCAGGUGUACUCAACCAGGUUCAAGAAAGAUUUGAAGUCGAUAUCAAAGAGCUUCCUGAGCAGAUUGACACAUCCACAUAUAUGCCGUCCUAGAGAAGUUGGCUGGCAUCCUCUCCAAUAGUGCCCCAAGGUUUUCUUGAAUGAUGCAGAAUGAAAGGGGUGCACGCUACCGGGUUUUUUGGCUUUUGUUGGUCUGUACUAUUAAAUAGUUGAAUCAAUUAUUUUCAGAGAUACUGGUGGCCAUUGGCAACUCUCUGCUUUAAUCAUCCUGUCAUUACUGUACCCUUUAAUGAAACAUAGCCGGUUUAGCCGAGUGUACUAAGUUUGUAUUAACCUCAAAUCUUCAAUCUAUUUGCUGAUUAAAUCUAUAUUAAGUUAAUCAGGAUCAUUUGAAAAAUCAUCA
Molecule: messenger RNA, 1770 nt
Organism: Ipomoea triloba (trilobed morning glory)
Lineage: Eukaryota; Viridiplantae; Streptophyta; Magnoliopsida; Solanales; Convolvulaceae
Product: DEAD-box ATP-dependent RNA helicase 56-like
Exons: 12
Coding region: 174-1460 (428 amino acids)
Molecular function (GO): RNA helicase activity; ATP binding; RNA binding
Source: RefSeq, a predicted model, not a curated record